Molecule: messenger RNA, 1143 nt
Organism: Sinocyclocheilus anshuiensis
Lineage: Eukaryota; Metazoa; Chordata; Actinopteri; Cypriniformes; Cyprinidae
Gene: pemt
Product: phosphatidylethanolamine N-methyltransferase
Exons: 5
Coding region: 322-852 (176 amino acids)
Biological process (GO): phosphatidylcholine biosynthetic process
Molecular function (GO): phosphatidylethanolamine N-methyltransferase activity
Source: RefSeq, a predicted model, not a curated record
AGAUAAACAGAUUCUGAGCCCAGAGUGUACAAGACCAAUUACAAUUCGUUAUGCAAAUAAAUAGGCUACAAGAAAGAAAGAAGACCAAUCGGAAUUCAGUAUGUAACAAAAAAAGGUCCAAUACGAAUUCGGCAUGAGGAAUAUUAAUACAGUGUUGCCUUGCGAGUGAACUAAUAAACUGUCAUAAAACAAAACCAAACCAAACAAAAAAUCCCUACAGAAGAAGAGUGAUUUGAAGUCGUAGUCCAGUGUUUUAAUGACCGGUAGAAACUCAAUUUCCCACAGUUCCAGGCGACUUAAGUAGGUCGAAGGUAAACUGUCAUGUCCGCUGUGUUGGUAACUUUAGCAAGUUCCUCAGCUGGUUUACGUUACAGUGAAUGCUGGUGGCAUGCUGCUGAAAGAGAGCAGACUGUGUGUUUGAAACACGGUCAUUUCAUGAGCGACGCAAAUCCCGCGCUGGAUUGCUGUGGAGGCUUGAAUAACGUGGAUUACAGUCAGAUGGACAUGUCCGUGUUGGCAGAGCUGUGGAGGUUAAUAGACCUGUCGGAGCCCCGGUUCUGCGUGGCUGUUAUUGCCAUCAUCUUCAAUCCGUUCUUCUGGAAUGUGGUGGCCAGAUGGGAGCACAGGACCAGAGGUCUGACCCGUCUGUUCGGCGGUCCAUACGUGGCCUGUUAUGCCCUCGCUGGACUCAUCCUGCUCCUCAAUGUUUACCGCAGUCACAGGAACGCCAGUCCCGUCGGAGUGAUCCUGACCGCAGUGGUCGGCUUGUCCUAUAAAGUAGCUAUUGCAUAUGAAGGACCAUUCACUGAGGAGAUCUACCAGCGGAGGAGCCAGCGCUGCAAGCACAAGUAAAGACGCUCAGAUUCCUGAUCCUCUGGGAUGGGAAACUGUGGAUGGAGAUGAUUUCAGAUGUAAACGCCUGCAGACUAUGUCUGAUUAAUCUGUAUAAUAUACUGAUGGUAUAAAGAGAGUUAAAGAGCACAGCUGCAAAUUGCACAUUGAUGUUUAACACUUUUACCGCAAUAUUGAAUGCAAACUGUGAAUGCAAUGACAAUCUUCAGCUGUAGCAAUCCAAUAUCCAGUAUUGGUAAUCUGUAGUUUGCUCACAUAUCAUAACCAUAAAAGAUGUGAUUGUUUUUAUUU